GCUCAAACUUUAGUUCUCUCUUCUUCCUCCUCCUCCUCCAUCCUCUCCUCCCCUCUCGCCGCCAUCCUGUUCGCCACUCCCCUCACCAUGCCCUCCAAAGCGUUCAGGUCGUCCGACGACGACCCUCUCGCCCGCGCCAUCGCUCCGCCUCUGAACGAAUCCCUAGCAGAACGCGAAGUCAGAAUACAUGAAGAGCAGGAAGCAAAACGCAUCUCAGACGCAAUCGACGACGAACUCAAUCGCCAGCGCCAAGCUGAGAAGAAGGGCCCAAAACCCAUCAAGAUUCUUCUUCUAGGCCAGAGCGAAUCAGGCAAAUCAACCACCCUGAAAAACUUUCAGCUCAUGAACUCGCCCAAAGCUUUCCGUGCUGAACGGGCGUCAUGGCGAGCUGUUAUACAGCUCAACGUCGUACAUUCCGUCCGUACCAUAAUCGACCUCAUGAACAAAGCACAAGCCUCCAGUUAUUCCUCCUCAUCUGUCUCUUCACGCCCGAAUACGCCGUUUAAGGAGUACCCCAACUUAACAGGAGAACAUCUUAAAUUAAAAAUGCGUCUCGCACCACUUAUGCAAGUCGAGGAGGGUCUCCUACGAAAGCUGUUACCUGCCUGUUCUCCUGCAUUUGCCGCUUCUCAUCUCUCAGCAAUCACGAACCUUCCAUAUUCCGAGCGCAUGAAUAAUGUAAAGGAAGUUACUGUGAACUCUACGAGCUUGUGGAAAGGAGCCUUCGCAAGGCUUAUGAAUUCCCGAGAAAGCUGCGAGAGCGAGAACUUGGUGAACUGGGAUGAUCCUGACGAUCCUGGUGUGAUCCUCCAUGCGUGCGCUGAGGACAUGACACGGCUCUGGAAUGACCCUACUAUCAAGCAGCUGCUUCAAGUUGAAAAGAUGCGCCUAGAAGAGAUGGCUGGUUUCUUCUUGGAUGCUCUAGAUCGAGUGACAUCACCUCGAUAUGUGCCGACAGAUGAUGAUAUCCUACGAGCUCGUUUGAAGACCAUAGGCGUCACAGAAUAUCGUUUCACGAUGAAAACAGGUCCCCUAGGAAGUGCUAUGAGCCACGACUGGCGAGUAUUUGACGUCGGCGGCCAGAGAUCACUGACAGCUGCCUGGGUUCCAUUUUUCGAUGAUAUGAACGCCAUCAUCUUCUUGGCGCCGAUAAGUUGUUUUGACCAGGUUUUGGCGGAGGACCCUACCGUGAACCGGCUGGCUGAUUCAGUCUUGCUAUGGAAGGCCAUCGUAUCAAAUCCGCUGCUCAAGAAGACAGACCUUAUACUUUUCUUGAACAAAUGCGAUAUUCUCAAGGCAAAACUUACUUCAGGGAUACAACUGGGUCAUUAUAUCGUCUCUUACGGAAAUAGGCCAAAUGACUUUGAAAGCGCUUCACGGUACCUUCAGAAGAAAUUCGCAGCGCUACUAAAGGACCAUUCUCCUGAGCGUCCUUUCUAUUGUCAUUUUACUUCUGUUACCGAUACGAAGUCAACGAUCAUUAUCCUCGAGAAUGUGCAAGAUAUGAUUGUGCGAGAUAACUUGAAGAAGAGUGCGCUUGUGGCAUGAAGUGGUCGUAUUUGCACUUCUCCCAAAAUCACUCAAGACAUUUAUUUCGUUCAAUCCACUUGCGAUACACCCGAAAGAACUAGAAUCAACUCGUUAUGGCAUCCAAACGACUUUCACGUAACAACUCCUCAUUCCCCCUCGCUCGCUCGCUCAUUUUGCGAGGCAAAAUCAUACCAAUGUAUCAACCCACUCAUGGUCCACAAAGUGGACGCACAACUCACAAUCCUUUCCCCCUCACCUCAAUCAUCCCAUCCGCGUUGUCUUUCCUUCAAUUCUUGGUCUAAUAGUCGCAAUCAAUCCUUGGUCUCUCUUUCUGACUUUCGGGCAAAGUCCUCUCCACCUCGUUGCGUCCUGUCAUUGGAUGAAGUGAGGAUAUUCUGCCUCUCACAGUGGCCUUGUCAUCUUUAGAAGGAUGGAUGGCGCUGUUGUAUCAACAUCUCAUAGCAGUAGAAUUUACCCUACUCUCUCCCCCCAAUUUACUUUUACAAUUCGCCGUCUACAAAUCUCUCGAAUCAUCGUGGCGUCCAACUACCUACAUGGACGCACGCUUCUACUUUUGUCAUGUCCCAUAAUUUUGAGCAUGCAAGAAUGAAAAAGAAAUAUCUUUAUACUUGGCAUCGAGGAUUAAAGAAUGAUAGACUGUAUAUU
This is a messenger RNA of Serpula lacrymans var. lacrymans S7.9, 2196 nucleotides long. RefSeq lists its product as uncharacterized. Gene Ontology annotation, cellular component: heterotrimeric G-protein complex. The record is from RefSeq and is a predicted model, not a curated record. Gene Ontology annotation, biological process: adenylate cyclase-activating G protein-coupled receptor signaling pathway. Bases 88 to 1548 code for a protein of 486 amino acids. NCBI's taxonomy places the organism in Eukaryota, Fungi, Basidiomycota, Agaricomycetes, Boletales, Serpulaceae. Gene Ontology annotation, molecular function: G protein-coupled receptor binding; GTPase activity; G-protein beta/gamma-subunit complex binding. The transcript is spliced from 13 exons.